GCGUGUCUGGUGACGUUUCAACAGUCGACUUGUUCUGAAACCUCCGGGGCCGAGGCCUAGGUAAUUUUUGUUGUUGUGAAAAAAUUUCCAACCAAUGUCCAUUUUUUUGUGCCCGUUUGGAGCGGGGUCUGGACCUUAUGAGGCAUUUUCGCUGGGGGUAGACUGCGGAAGAAAACCACAAUAGUUGCAAAAGCCAGCAAGUUGUAGGAACUAACGUCAGCGCGAGGAAAUAAGGUUGAAAAAAAUAUGACAUCUCGGAGGUGGUUCCACCCCAAUAUCACGGGGGUGGAGGCUGAGAAUCUGCUGCUGACACGGGGGGUGGACGGGAGCUUCCUGGCCCGACCCAGCAAGAGCAACCCUGGAGACUUCACCCUCUCUGUCAGACGUAACGGAGCUGUCACCCACAUUAAGAUCCAGAACACAGGGGAUUACUAUGACCUGUACGGGGGGGAGAAGUUUGCCACCCUGGCUGAGCUGGUUCAGUACUACAUGGAGCACCACGGCCAACUCAAGGAGAAGAAUGGAGAUGUCAUCGAGCUCAAAUACCCCCUCAACUGUGCUGACCCCACCUCUGAGAGGUGGUUCCAUGGUCACCUGUCAGGCCGUGAGGCUGAGAAGCUGCUGACAGAGAAGGGGAAGAACGGUAGUUUCCUGGUCAGAGAGAGCCAGAGCCACCCUGGAGACUUCGUUCUGUCCGUCCGUACCGGUGACGACAAGACAGACAGCAGCGAUGGCAAGCCUAAGGUCACGCACGUCAUGAUCCGCUGCCAGCAUGACCUGAAGUAUGACGUGGGUGGAGGAGAGAAAUUUGAUUCUCUGACAGACCUGGUAGAGCACUAUAAGAAGAACCCCAUGGUGGAGACACUGGGCACGGUGCUGCAACUCAAACAGCCCCUGAACACCACUCGUAUCAACGCAGCGGAGAUCGAGAGUAGAGUGAGAGAGCUUAGUAAACUGGCCGAGGCCACGGACAAGGUCAAACAGGGCUUCUGGGAAGAGUUUGAGACUUUGCAGCAGCAGGAGUGUAAGCUGCUAUACAGCCGCAAGGAGGGACAGAGAGCAGAGAACAAGAACAAGAACCGAUACAAGAACAUUCUUCCCUUUGAUCACACUCGUGUGGUGCUGAACGAUGGGGAUGGAUCUGAGGCUGGUUCUGACUAUAUCAAUGCUAAUCUCAUCAUGGUAGUAACGGACAUCAUGCCGGAGUUGGAGUCCAAGUGUAACAGCACCAAGCCGAAGAAGUCGUACAUCGCCACGCAGGGCUGUCUACAGAACACCAUCAGUGACUUCUGGAGGAUGGUGUUCCAGGAGAACUCCCGGGUCAUCGUCAUGACUACCAAGGAGGUGGAGAGAGGAAAGAGUAAGUGUGUGAAGUACUGGCCAGACAUGUCAGCUCUGAAGGAGUAUGGAAUCAUGCGUGUCCGCAACGUCAAAGAGACGUCUGCUCACGACUACAUCCUGCGAGAACUCAAACUGUCCAAGGUCGGACAGGGUAACACAGAGCGGACAGUGUGGCAGUACCAUUUCAGAGCGUGGCCGGACCAUGGGGUCCCUACAGACCCCGGGGGUGUUCUGGACUUCCUAGAGGAGGUCAACCUCAAACAGGAGAGCAUUCUAGAGGCUGGACCAAUAGUGGUGCACUGCAGUGCUGGUAUCGGGCGGACAGGAACGUUCAUAGUGAUUGACAUCCUCAUUGAUGUCAUCAGGGAAAAAGGAGUGGACUGUGACAUAGACGUUCCUAAGAGCAUCCAGAUGGUUCGUUCCCAGCGGUCUGGGAUGGUUCAGACUGAGGCCCAGUACAGGUUCAUCUACAUGGCUGUCCAGCACUACAUAGAGACACUGCAGAGACGCAUAGAGGAGGAACAGAAGAGUAAGAUAAAGGGGAGGGAGUACACCAACAUUAAGUAUUCUCUAUCUGACCUGACGGGUGGAGACCAGCUGCAGAGCCCUCUGCCUCCCUGCACCCCCAGCCCCACCCCCAACUGCACAGAGAUGAGGGAGGACAGCUCUAGAGUGUAUGAGAAUGUCGGUCUGAUGCAGCAGCAGAAGAGCUACAGAUGAGAUUCACCUUUGACCCCCACGCUGUCCCAGGAAUCUGUUAAAUUUUUGUUGCCAGCUGCACCUGAACACCUGAGAUGUGAUCGCGAUGACUACACGGAAAAGAAGAAAAUGUAAAAUAACGAAAAACAAAAAUCUGAGAGGUCUGAGAGAACCGAGACUAACGGAGGGUUUUUUGUUCCCUUCCUCCUCCUCUGCUCCUUAUCCUCGUCUGCCCUCUCUCUCCAGGAACAGUAGCCCUCUAGUCCCCUAAACCACUGUGAUUAUCUGGAGAGCCCUAAUGAGCUUAAUGACAGAACUUAAUAAUAAGCCUAAAGCCCUAAACUUAACCUCAGCCUGAGUUUAGACUUUCUCAGACCAGACCCAGGCUGCUCUGUUCUCAGCUCACUAGAGGGAGAAUAACCUAGCUUACGUGUUCUGUUUGUCAUUAUUCCACCCUCUCUUUUUGGCAUGAAUAUUUCUUCUGUCUUAUUUCUUAUUAACCAAAGGAAAGAAAUGCAUCGAUCGUUUGUUUAUUGGGAAGUAGUGAGAUGAGUGAGCCCUUCUCAGAGUUGAGAGAAAAAAGGCCUGUGCCAAAAUGGUUUCAUCCAACAUCUCGGCCAACAGUGGUCUCCCUCUGCCCGGUUAAACCAGAGUGUGGGGGGGACACUGUUUGCAGAGAAAAAAAGGGAUACUUCCAGUGGUAAUAUUGUUUUCAUUUUUUUGUAUCAUGUUUUCUGUUACUGAAGGAAGAAUUCUGGGUAUUGUAGUGAUGUUAUUUUUUAAACUUCCCAGUGGAUUUCUAUUCAGGAUGUUGGGGAGGAUUUUUUUGUUGUCUUUUUAAAGGCAUAUUUUUUGGUUUAUUUUUAUUACGUGUUUUUGUUGACAUGUUUUUGUUGUUGCCACAGUGAUACUCUCCCUUGGUUACCAUUCCCAAACUCGCACCCGAUGUCCUUAACUCCACAUUCACAUAGCAGCGCAACAGCUACAGCACAAGCCUUGUACCUUGGGUGGAACUGGCGGCUAGAACUCCCAGGGUGCCUUCUGUUCCCACUAAGCACUAAUGUGGGGUCUGAGGGUUGUUUCUGGAGGUGUGGUCGCCUCGCCCCAUGCUGUUCGUACGUGCUGUUAUAACAACAAACAGAAGAGUUGUCUACAGCACCGACAGUGGGGGACGAUAUUAGAGGUAGGGUGCUUCUGUUCCAAUGUUACUGUGGAAACUGUUUCAGAGUUUCUGGGGUAACUUGUUGUUUAUGCCAGUCCGCCUAGCAACAUGCAUCGCCACUGAGAUGCGGCUGCCCCAAAAAGUUUUACGUUAUUUCUUUUUUCAACAAACAUAAUGAUACUAUUGCAUUUUGUUUUUAAUUUUUUUAUUUUCUCUUCUUUUAAAAGAUGAAUGCCUAUUGUGUACUUUUGAAGCACCACAUUAACUUAAUUUUCUCUGUUUCGAGAAGCUACCGCACAUUUUUGAUUUCUGGCAAUUUUAGUUUUCAUUGUCAUGGAAACUACAGGUCCACUGUUGGUUGGCCGGAUUUAACUUGAUAGGUUAAAAGGAGUGCCUGGUCACUCUCUCUCACAGACACACACACACACACACACACACAAUUGCCAUCAGCUGCAAUUCCUUUGUUCUACAUUUAUGUUUCACGGUUGAACAUGCAGUUUCAGUCUCUGUUUAUUAUUUUGCUAGGUGCAUCACACUAGACCACAUUACUUUCUCGAUCUGUUGUCCAUAUGAAACUAAGUGCUUAUUGUCGACUACAGUAUUCUGGAAAGGGUUGUUCCCAGGUUGAUAUAUUAAUUUAAUAUAUGUGUUUUGUAUGUACAUUAUUACCAUGAUAAAGUAUCUACCCAUUUCAUUUCAAAUGUGUAACAUAACGGUAGCUUUUUCGCCAACAGGCCUCCCGUUCUACACAUUUGAUUACUGUUUAAAGGUUGUUUUUUUGUUUUGUUUUUUACAUUGCAGCUCAUUUCCUAUAUAUAUGUAUGUAUGUAUGUAUGUAUGUAUAUGUAUAUAUAUGUAUAUAUGUAUAUAUAUGUAUGUAUAUAUAUGUAUAUAUAUAUAUAAAAAUAAUGGCCAGAGCAUUAUGAGGCCAGAAGUAGUAACCUAUAUAGGGAAUAUGGUGCCAUUUCAGAUCAGCCCUUUGGGUAAUGCAGGGAGGGUUGAGGAGGAAGUUGUGAUCUUCUGUAUGUCCAGGGUUAUGUUCUCAUUCAUCCCCCUUUUCCCUAAAGUGUGCACUUGUUCACUCCCCCUCGUUGUAUUUAAAAAAAAAAAAAAUUGGAUUGGUCUGUGUAAGUUUGCUGUCUUGGCGAUGAGGGAGGUCUAGAAUGUUCCUUUUCUCAGCCUCCUCUGGGGCUCCAGGUACAAGUUACCCCUAAGCACUGAUCUAGGAUCAGCUUUGCCGCCCCAAGACGUAAGCUUGACCAUUCGGAAACUUAUUUAACUGACUAGAUCAAUGUCUAAGGGCAACUUCAUCCUAUUCUGGGGUGUUGUUCUUCUGAAUGGUUAGUUUGUUUCUCUCCUUUGACUGAGUUCGGGGAUCCUUAGUAUCUACUGUGCUGUGUGUAGUGAGCCCGUUCAUUGUACUGUAGGGUGUGUUUGUCGAACACUAGUCUGUGGCGUGCUUCUGGUGUUUUUAUGUAUCGUGGUGUGUUAGGAUUUGUGUGGGUGUGUGAGAGGGUGUGUGCGUGAGAGAGGGUGCGUGUCCAGAGAAUACUGGUGUUUCAGCUGCCUGCUCCUCGAUGCCUGGUCAUCUCUUCUGGAUUCUGUUUUCCUCUGAUCACGAUGAAAUUGCUUUUUUCUCUUGUUUCCUGUUUUGUUUCUGUCACGUAAAGCGUUUACAUGCAUAGAUGUGCCUCCCUAUGCAUAUGCAUUACAUGUGUUGGUUAUACUCUGAGAAACCAGUGCUCUUCAGUCUCACCUCCAUACUUAACCUGAAAACACUUUAAUGUGAACUCCUGUCAACCCUGACAGCAUACAAAAAAAAGGAAAAAAGUUGAACUCAAUGCAAACAAACGAAACAAACUAUAUUUUUUAACUUGUAUAUUGUACAUUAAUAUCUUGUAGAGGAGAAUGUACUUACUAAACAUAUCUAAUUGCCAAUAAGAUGAACUGUCUGUGUAAUCUAAUAGCUCUCUACCCUGUGUUGUGGAGUUGGAGCUUUCUCACAAAGCUUAAGAGGUUUAUCGUAUUGUAUUUCAUUGCAGGUAACCUGGGUAACUUCCUUGAUAAUGAUAAUAAACGGCAAUGCUCAUGCCUCAAAACGUC
Messenger RNA from Oncorhynchus kisutch (coho salmon), 5305 nucleotides. RefSeq names its product tyrosine-protein phosphatase non-receptor type 11-like. The record is from RefSeq and is a predicted model, not a curated record. Gene Ontology annotation, cellular component: cytoplasm. The transcript has 16 exons. Lineage: Eukaryota; Metazoa; Chordata; Actinopteri; Salmoniformes; Salmonidae. Bases 247 to 2061 code for a protein of 604 amino acids. Gene Ontology annotation, molecular function: cell adhesion molecule binding; receptor tyrosine kinase binding; non-membrane spanning protein tyrosine phosphatase activity. Gene Ontology annotation, biological process: positive regulation of ERK1 and ERK2 cascade; protein dephosphorylation.